Xiphophorus couchianus (Monterrey platyfish) is the source of this 2768-nucleotide messenger RNA. RefSeq names its product single-minded homolog 2-like. The record is from RefSeq and is a predicted model, not a curated record. Gene Ontology annotation, molecular function: DNA-binding transcription factor activity, RNA polymerase II-specific; RNA polymerase II transcription regulatory region sequence-specific DNA binding; protein dimerization activity. Bases 330 to 1502 code for a protein of 390 amino acids. The transcript has 10 exons. Lineage: Eukaryota; Metazoa; Chordata; Actinopteri; Cyprinodontiformes; Poeciliidae. Gene Ontology annotation, biological process: regulation of transcription by RNA polymerase II. Gene Ontology annotation, cellular component: nucleus; transcription regulator complex; cytoplasm.
UCGGCUCAGCAUGUUGGGUUAUGAUUCUGCAUCUUUAUUUUUCACACAUUGCGUUGAAGUGAACCAGAGAAGGUUGAUACCCUGUUAAAGUUUUAAACAGGUUAGUUUGCGGUUACAGAGGAAGUAACCGCAAACUAACCCGGAAUCCCGAAAGGGCUUUUUUUUUUUUUUUUUUUUGCAUGAAAAUGACUUGGCGUCCAUCAUUUCAAGGUUAGAGACCGUCAUCAUGAUGCUCCAAUGCAUGUUGUUCGCGCGCGGUUUUCUGGGAACAGCUCGUGAAAGAGGCUAGCAGGCGGUUUUUUUCUUUUGUGCGAAAUUCCGUCCUAGAAAUGAAAGAAAAAUCUAGAAACGCUGCAAAGACGCGGAGAGAAAGAGAGAAUGGGGAGUUUUAUGAGCUGGCAAAACUGCUUCCUCUGCCGGCGGCCAUCACCUCCCAGCUGGACAAGGCCUCCAUCAUCCGGCUGACCAGCAGCUACCUGAGGAUGAGAGCUUUCUUCACACACGGUAUGGGUGGAUGGAGCAAUUUGCCAAGUUUGGGUCUGAACAUGUUGAGCUCCCACCUUUUACAAACUCUAGAUGGCUUUCUGUUUGUUGUUGCAUCUGAUGGGAAAAUCAUGUACAUCUCCGAAACAGCAUCUGUCCACCUUGGCUUGUCCCAGGUUGAACUAACAGGAAACAGUAUAUUUGAAUACAUCCACCCAUCAGACCAUGACGAGAUGACGACAGUACUAAGUUUUCAACAGCCACCUCACCAUCACUUCUGUACAGAAUACAAAGUUGAACGAUCCUUCUUUUUGAGGAUGAAAUGUGUUCUUGCCAAAAGGAAUGCAGGAUUGACAUGUGGGGGCUAUAAGGUGAUCCAUUGCAGUGGCUACCUAAAACUCAGUCUACACAGGACUGAGAUGACAUUGUACGAAUGCUGUUAUCAGAUUGUGGGUUUGGUGGGAGUCGGCCAUUCCCUGCCCCCGAGUGGGAUCACUGAAAUCAAACUUCACAGCAACAUGUUUAUGUUUCGGGCAAACCUGGACUUAAAACUCAUCUUUUUGGACAUGAGCGUUGCUGAGCUGACAGGCUUUGAGCCUCAAGAUCUGAUUGAGAAGACCCUCUACCACCAUGUUCACACAUGUGACGUUCUACACCUACGCUAUGCACACCAUUUAUUGCUUAUUAAAGGACAAGUGACAACAAAGUAUUACCGCAUGUUAGUAAAACAUGGAGGCUGGGUGUGGGUGCAAAGCUAUGCAACCAUUGUCCACAACAGCCGCUCUUCCAGACCUCACUGCGUGGUCAGUGUGAACUACGUUCUCACAGACACUGAGUGCAAGGAACUGCAGUUAUCUGAAGACCAGAUCCAAGUUGCCAAGCUUACUUCACAGUUUGUCUUGAGUCAGGACAACCACAAACAGCUGAGAACUAAAGACGUCAAGCAGAGGACCAAACUCAGAUCAGCUCCUUACACCCAGAACCUGGGUCGUCAGCAGGUUAGAAGAUUACCUCAGUAGGUAAUCAGCCUGCUCUCAGCUGUGUGAAGGACAAGUUAAAGAGUCUUUUCAGACUCCUCUGCAGUCCAUGGAGGGGUCUGGUCUACGCCACUGACUCCAUUUAUCGAGAAAACAAAGAAUUUAAGGCUCAGAGUCAAAUAGAAUAGUGGACUUUGAGAUGGUCUGACCCAAAAGCUGCUUUUAUCUCAGCGUGAAGUCUGGUAUCAAAUAAGCAUUGUAUUGAAUCAGUUUCCGUGGUGCUGGAGAAAAACUGUUCUGUACAAAAGGAAGUGCUCUACAGCCAGCAAUGGAAAAAGAACACAUCGGUUCAUCUGCCAUUAUCAGAAAUGAUCCACCAGGGUGGAUGGUCAUUUUGUAAUUCUUCAAAACAGUGUGUAUAAACUGUGGAAUUAAUUUUUACAUUUAUUUAAUUUCUUGGGUUUCAAGGCAAAUAAAAUGCAGGGUCUAUACAUAUCUGUCUACGUGUUGAUCAAGAAUAAAUAGCUCUUAAAUAAGACAUCUUUGUUUUAGUUCAGGGCAUGCUGGUAUAAGUGGGUAGUGAGAAUAUUUUAGUGUUUAGCAUGUUAGUACAUCAUCUUUCUUUAAAUAAAUUACUACUUUAUAGUCCAAUACACUGCAAGUAAAAGGCAAGAUGAAAAUGUACAGAAUACAAGCAAAGUACAGAAUCUAAAAACAAUUACAUGGCAUUUAGUUAAAAAGAGCAAAAUAUGAAUAUAAAACCCUAAAAGCUAAAAAGGAAUCAGCUCUACUCCAAUACUUCAGUUGAACAGCUGGUUAAGCACCGGGAUCAUGUUCAGGUUUGACUAAGGCUGCAAUGCAAUAAAGUGCUAGGAGUUACAGCGCUAAUUACUAAAAGGUUACUGAAAGCAAAAAGGCUAAGCUAAGUGUGAGGAAUAACACACAGGUCAAAGUACACCCUGGUGGAGUCGCAAAGUAGUUCCACAGAGGAGACUGUCAUGUCCCCAUCUUUGGGUCAGUUUUUUGACAUUCCAAAAAACAAACAAAAAAAACACACCAUGAAUUAUUUUAAACCUCACAUUUUACACCUUGCAAACAGGUUACCUGGGUGUGUUGAUCCAAAAAAUAAAGUCACCUUAUUAAGUUAAAAGAAUCUUCACCUAUUUUGGAAUAAGUGUUAUUUUGCCAGGCAACUUAUAUAAUACAAUGUUCAUGCUUGUAUGUCAAAAUAUUACACGAUUGAAGUAGGUUGUUUGAUUAUGAUAUUCUCUGGCUGCUGUAUAAUAAAUAUUUACCCAAGUCUUUAAA